Malus domestica (apple) is the source of this 1065-nucleotide messenger RNA. Its product is annotated as tropinone reductase homolog At5g06060-like. The record is from RefSeq and is a predicted model, not a curated record. Gene Ontology annotation, molecular function: oxidoreductase activity. NCBI's taxonomy places the organism in Eukaryota, Viridiplantae, Streptophyta, Magnoliopsida, Rosales, Rosaceae.
UUGGAGGCGCUGCCUCUUUGGCAACUUGCGAUAAGUUUACAGUUCACUGAAGUUUGCUUGCAAACCGCGAAAAUGGCCAAGGCAGAGAGCAAUUACCCAAACGCCAGAUGGUCUCUCCACGGCGGGGCUGCCCUCGUCACCGGCGGAACUCGUGGAAUUGGGUACGCUUUGGUGGAGGAGCUAGCUGGGUUCGGCGCGGCGGUGCACACCUGUUCUCGAAACGAAGCAGAACUCUCCAAGUGCUUAGAGCAAUGGAAGGCUAAGGGCUUUUCAGUCACUGGGUCAAUCUGCGAUGUUUCUUCCAAAACCGAGAGAGAAAAGCUCAUCGAGCAAGUCGCUUCCACUUUCAAUGGCAAGCUCAACAUACUUGUAAACAAUGUUGGGACUAACAUCAGGAAGCCAACAACUGAGUACACUUCUGAAGAAUAUUCAUCACUCAUGGCUACCAACUUAGAAUCUACAUACCAUCUUUCCCAACUUGCACAUCCUCUUUUGAAAGCAUCUGGGCGAGGAAGCAUUGUGUUUGUAUCCUCUGUUGCCGGGCUGGCCAGUAUAGCUUCCGGGUCCAUUUAUGGAGCAAGUAAAGCUGCAAUCAAUCAGCUUACGAAAAAUCUGGCUUGUGAGUGGGCGAAAGACAAUAUCAGGAGCAAUGCUGUCUGCCCUUGGUACACUAGAACCUCACUUGUGGAACAUUUGCUGGAUAACAAGGAGUUUUUGGAAGAGAUAACGGCGCGAACUCCGCUUGAGCGCGUUGCAGAGCCGGAGGAGGUGUCAUCUCUGGUGGCGUUCCUUUGCCUGCCCGCCGCAUCGUACAUCACCGGGCAGAUUAUUUCUGUUGAUGGAGGAAUGACUGUAAACAGUUUCAACCCUACUAGGCGGCCAUUUUGAUCCUCUUGUCUCUCACAUUCUUACCAUGCUUCCCUUGGUUUUGCACAUUUUUUUUAUGAACGGAUUUGUGCUACUCACUCGUACUGUUGCACUGGAAUCCCUGGGAAAAACAAUUUAUAAUUAUGGACAAACAUUGGAAUAAAAUUGGUGCAAUUUCGAGGAAACGCUUUAAAAUAA